AUGGUUUGGGAUGCUUUCAUAGAGUCUCUUGACUUUUCCCUCAUGGAUGCAAAUGACAACCAAAGAUCCAGGACUCAAGACCAAGAAACUAAGAACCUGGCCAGAUACCUGAAUCCAUUGCGCAGGGUGAGCUUUGCGCCGCCCACAGGGGGCGCUGGUGUUUGCCCAUCCGCUGAUCCAUGCGUGGGCGUGGGCGUGGGCGUGGGCGUGGGCAAGGGCUUGGCAAGCAGCUGCGGUUCGGCGUCGCUGUCCCCUCGGGUUGCGCGGGUCGCGUUCGAGGACAUGAGCCACAAGUAUGCUGCAUUGCGUCGGGCCCAACUCCAUCUGGAUUUCAUCCAUGCUAACUCCACAACCCACAGUUUCCUUUUUGGAGCUCUGGCUGAAUUGCUGGACAAUGCCAGAGAUUCAGGGGCUGCAAGACUUGAUGUGUUUUCAGUGGAUAAUGAAAAACUGCAGGGUGGAUUCAUGUUAUGCUUCCUGGAUGAUGGAUGUGGCAUGAGCCCUGAGGAAGCUUCAGACAUCAUUUACUUUGGCACAUCCAAGAAACGGUUAUCAACCUUGAAGUUCAUUGGACAAUAUGGCAAUGGUCUUAAAAGUGGGUCCAUGAGAAUUGGAAAAGACUUUAUUCUUUUUACGAAGAAGGAAGAAACGAUGACCUGUGUGUUUUUCUCUCAGACAUUUUGUGAAGGAGAAGGUCUUAGUGAGGUUGUAGUUCCAAUGCCUUCAUGGCUGACAAGAACCAGAGAAUCUGUCACAGAUGAUCCACAAAAAUUCUCAACAGAAUUAUCUAUAAUUUAUAAAUACUCCCCAUUCAAAAAUGAAGCUGAAUUAAUGCAGCAAUUUGAUGUGAUCUAUGGAAAAUGUGGUACUUUGCUGGUUAUUUAUAACUUGAAGCUGCUGCUUAGUGGAGAACCAGAAUUGGAUGUUAAAACUGACAAAGAAGAUAUACUGAUGGCUGGGGCUGAUGAGGAUUUUCCAGAGAGAUGGUCCUUCAGAGCCUACACAUCUGUUCUGUAUUUUGACCCCUGGAUGAGAAUAUUCAUUCAAGCCAAAAGAGUUCAAACAAAACACCUAUGUUAUUGCCUCUACCAACCCAGAAAGUAUCUGUAUGUCACAUGUUCUUUUAAAGGAACACUUAAAAAUGAAGUAAAAAAGGCAGAAGAAGCAGUAAAGAUCGCUGAACUUUCAUUGAAAGAAGCACAAAUCAAAGUAAACCAGCCUGACAUAACUUCUUCGUCCUCCGCCAAGGAUAUAUUACAGAAAGCUUUGGAAGAUGUAGAAGCCAAGCGUAAGAAUCUUAAAGAGAAACAGAGAGAAUUAAAAAAAGCAAGAACGCUCUUCCUGUUCUUUGGAGUGAACAUAGAAAACCGAAGCCGAGCUGGCAUGUUCAUUUACAGUAAUAACCGUUUGAUCAAAAUGCAUGAGAAAGUGGGGCCACAGUUGAAACUGAAGUCCUUACUUGGUGCAGGUGUAGUUGGAAUUGUUAACAUACCCUUGGAGAUCAUGGAACCAUCCCACAAUAAACAAGAAUUUCUCAAUGUCCAAGAGUAUAAUCAUCUACUGAAAGUCAUGGGACAGUACUUGGUUCAGUACUGUAAGGACACUGGGCUCAGUAACAGAAAUCUAACGUCAUUUUGGAAUGAAUUUGGAUACCAACAUAGCAAGGACAUGGAGACAUCUUUAGAUUCUCUUCAGUAUCAAAGAAGACAAGCCAUGGCCAUCCCAUUCAUGGUACAGUGUGAUCUUUGCCUUAAAUGGAGAGUCUUGCCUUCCUCUAUGAAUUAUCAGGAAAAAGAAUUUCAUGACAUGUGGAUUUGUGCUAAUAAUCCUAACCUCUUGGAAAACAGUUGUCGGCAGGUAGAACGUCUGCCUUCCAUCCCCCUGGGCACCAUGAGCACAGUAUUACCAUCAAAAAAUGAGAAAGAGAAGCAACUUAGAGAGUCGGUCCUAAGGUAUCAAAAUAAACUGGCAGAACAGCAGUCACAGGUGAGCUACACUAUCAUUACGAGUAGGAUUGCUGAGUUCACUCCCACCUGCCUUACUUCAACACUUAAGGAAAAUACCAAAACUCAGAAAAUCAGACCUUCAGGUGUUGAUUUGAAGCAUGAAUCUCUUUCACCCAUUGAGCUUUCAGUCGGUCAAAGAAGCCAAAAAAGAAACACAGAACAUACAGACUCUGAUGUAGAGUAUGUUUCGGAUUAUAAAAUUAUGAAAAAGUCUGUGCAAAAGAAGAUGAAACCCCUACAGCAGAGACAUGUGGUGCCAGAAAACAUCCAACUAGCUGAGAGACCUCAGGCCUCUUCCGGGGAAAUGAAAAGGAAACAGAGUCUCAACCUCACACAGGAAUGUAAGGUGUUGAGUGAAAUUCAGACCAGCGACAGUGAUCCAGAUAUAAUCCUGGUUUUAGAUAAAAGCAGCACUGAUGUUUCAUUGAAACAAGAACAAAAGGAAGUUCCACUCAUAAACGAAGAAAAACAGGAGCUGUGCAGUGAUACUCCAGCAAUAAAAAGAAACUCUUCAUUUCCUAACCAGGAAAGCUCGUCCUUUGCGCCAAUGGAAGAUUUCAGUCCAAUUUCUGGACACGAAGCCAAAGUUUCUGUGGGUGAUGGUUGUAAAGUUGCAUCUUCACUGGUGACAUCUUCUCAAAGCACAAUUGUCAAGGAAACGGCAAGAAAACUGAUGUCUAAUUUAAGGGAGGUCCUUCUGUAUUUUUUUCCUGAGUAUCAGCUACCAUCAGUAUUUGACUGCACAUCUGCAGAAGAACUCAGAGCAAGUUCUGAGCUGGAGCAAUGCCCAGAGCAGACGAACAAAAAGCUGAAAAUAUGUUUCAACCAGAUCCAGAAUGUUUACAUGGUCCAAUAUGAAAAGAAAAUAAAAAGAAAAAUGCAGUGCAUCAUCCAUGAUGCAAAUAGAAGAGGAAUUCUUAAUGAAAUAUCUCUGGGACACUGUGAACAAAAAAGAAAAACUACUGAGGAUAAACUGAAGAAUCUUCGUGUAAAACUGGCAAUGUUGUUGCAGACACUUCAGCUGGGUGGUCCAGCAGAUGACCUGGAGCAGAUUGACGUUUAUUUAGAAGCUUUGCUGAAAGAAGAUGAUCUCCUUUCUAGACCCCUUAAACAAAGUGUUGCAGGGCAUGGUCUCCCUUUAGAGAGCAAUGGAAGGACUUCUCAAAACUAAAAGUCAGCAAAGGUAUUCCCUUUCAAAAAUGCUAAUAAGAAAAUUGGAAGAUUUUUAAAAAAUUCCUUUCUUUAUUGUUGUUGUAAAUUUUUUUAACUUCCAACUUUAAAAAAUUGUAUACUUUAGAGAUGGAGACUGAUUUGCAAUUUAUAAAUUUGCCAACCCUAUUUCCUAUUUUUUCUUGUUUCUUGGAAAUAAUUUUUAGAGUUCUCUAAUCUUCAUGCAAGCUACUAAGACAAAUGAAAAUGUCACUUAAGCUUAAAUUUUGCUUUUACUAAGAUAAUUGUAAGAGCUCGAAAACAGUGGAUUUCAAAAUCAAUAUACAAAGGACUGUAGAAUCUUGUUCUUUUGAAAUGUGUGUUGAAAGAUAUUGUACCUUUUCUCCACUGCAGCCAAUCCUCAGGAAAGCAGAAAGUAUAAAUCCUCCAAAACAUCUUUGAGUUAAAGUUUAUAUGAUUGUUUUACAAUUUAAUUAUAGUUAAAUAAUAAAUCUCUUAAGCAGAACAUAUAUAUAACAGAUGCUAAGAAUUGUAUUUUUA
Molecule: messenger RNA, 3716 nt
Organism: Marmota monax (woodchuck)
Lineage: Eukaryota; Metazoa; Chordata; Mammalia; Rodentia; Sciuridae
Gene: Morc1
Product: MORC family CW-type zinc finger 1
Exons: 29
Coding region: 1-3177 (1058 amino acids)
Cellular component (GO): nucleus
Molecular function (GO): zinc ion binding
Source: RefSeq, a predicted model, not a curated record